Hyla sarda is the source of this 1657-nucleotide messenger RNA. It is a transcript of the gene CCDC122, whose product is annotated as coiled-coil domain containing 122. NCBI's taxonomy places the organism in Eukaryota, Metazoa, Chordata, Amphibia, Anura, Hylidae. The record is from RefSeq and is a predicted model, not a curated record. The transcript has 7 exons. Bases 302 to 1171 code for a protein of 289 amino acids.
AACAUAUCUACUCAUGCUUAAAUAGGCCUACACAUCCCGGAUCCACAGCUAGACCUAUCUGAAGAUAUCACAGGAAGAGUUUGUGCAAGGACCAAAUAGGACUUCUAGGAUGUUCCAGCUAUGGGUGAAUAUAGGCUCAUUCAGGAGCUACAUGGCUUGUGACAGUCUCUGAAAUAACUCCUCAGUCCACUGAAAAUGAUGACACUUGUCCUGUAUUCAUCUAAAUGUAUUGGACAUGCUUAUAUUAUGUGUCUUCGGGGUAUUGGAUGGUAAUCUCAAAGGAGGAAGUCACUAAGGGAACAUGAGUGACACAGUUCUAGUGACAGAUUUUAGGAGUGGGCCGGACCACUAUUUGUCAUGCUCUGGAGAGGACAGUCAUUUAUUAUGUUCAGAAAUGGCUGACGCAGAGCCUUCCCUAACGGAAGUAGUAAAGCAAGUGACUCAGCAGCAUCAAGGACAAGCUUCUGAAAUACAGAGAAGCAGACAAGCACUCACCCAGAUUCAGGCAGAACUUUAUCAACUUGAAACUGAGCUGAAGUCUGUUCUAAUAGAAACAAAAUACGCUGAAAGGAAGAUUAUCCAAACAGAAGACUCAAUAGAAAAUAUGAUGCAUCAGUGUGAAAUCCUGGAGACCCAACACUACUCAAUUUAUGCUGAGACCAUCAAGAUUAAACUAGAUAUGGAAAUUCAGAGAGAAGAUUUGGAAUCUACUGUGUCCAGAAAUAAUGGCUACCGUAAAAGAAUUUCAGAUAGUAUUAAUAUGUUUACUGUGGCAGAAAAUAAAUUGCCGUUCAUGAUUGAGCUUAAUAAGAAAUGUUCGAUGGUUCAACUAUUAAAAAAGCAGAAGGAGGAAAUGGUCCUUGACCUGCAUAAUCCUGAGAGCGCUGCUGUAAAACAAGUGCAGGAGGAAAUAGUACAUGUAAGUGAGCAAAUCAAAGCAAUAACAGAGUGUAUCAGUGUGAAAAAGAAGAUAUAUGAGGAGGAGCUAGAAAGACAUGUUGUGCUAAAAAAAGACAUACAGGUGCAGAAGAAAAGAUACAAUGCUAUAUUAAAACGUCUCCAUUCUCAGUUAAACAAGGCGCAGCAAAACAAAAGGCAAUAUCAGUGGAAGAUCGAGGAGCUGAAAAAGACAGCGCACAGUCUACGGCAGAGUCUUGGGAUGAUCCCGUGACAUUUUAAGUAUUCUGAACUUUUACUGUUUAAUUUAUCCUUUUUUAAUAUUUAUUCACGUUAAGCUAUUUCAUCCUUGUAAUGUACAUCUCUAAGGGAGAGCCGGAGAUACCUGAAUGCUGUCUCGCUAGCUCGCCCAUAGUGAUGCAUGAAGGGAGUGUGUCGGCCACCGCUUUGUGCAUUCCGAAGAUACCCGAACACUGUAUCUCCAGUGUGCUCAUAGAGAUGCAUGGAGGGGACGUGCCGACCACUGCUUUGCACGUUGGUUGACACGCCUCCAUUUAUGAGGAUAUCGGUGUCUGAUCGUGGGGGGGUUUGACUGCGGGGACUUGGACUCCUGCGCAUAGGGAAUAAGUUUAUUGAUACUGUAUAACUCCUUUAAUUAUCCUGUCUAGCUCAGUUCAAAACUGUGGUACUACAAGUAUUAGUUAUUCAUGUUUAAGUUGGAUCAUUUGGAUAUUAAUCUGCUAAUAAAUCAGUUAUUCAU